AUGGCGGUUUUUGUAAAUAUAAGAUGUAGACGCACGAGAGAGACCAAGAUCAUGGUUCAGCUGUCACCAUCUCGGACUAUAGAGACAUUAACUCCAUCAGAGUUGACCAUGGAGAAGGAAGAUGACCAGGGCAGCCUUAAAUCAGAGUCCCCUCGAGUGCUUACCGCCCUCCAGCUCGCCUUUAACCCCACCACCGCGACCACCUAUUACGGCUACGAGAAAUACAUUGAGGACGGCCUCAUCUGCCUCAAGCACAAGAUCCGCAACAUUGAGAAAAAGAAGCUGAAACUGGAAAGCUACAGUGAGAGGCUGAAGAAGGGGGACAAACUAAAUCCAGACCAACAGGAAGCUGUGGGGAAUUAUGACCGCUGUCAUUCUUCCACAGAUAAGCACAUGAAGGAAAAGCUACUUCGGCUAGUGGACUGUGGCUUUUUUGAUCACAUACCACUUCCUAAAGUUGACAGUCAAGAGAAGACUGAGACCCUAAAGGCGGACCCUCCAUCUAGGCCUUGUGGCCUCUCCACACUGGUGAAGCUGAGCUCAAAAGGAGUGCCUUCCAAAGAGUUUCUUAACAGACAAUACCUACCUGAAACGGACGUCACUGAGCGCAGACAGGAUGAGAACACAUCGCCCCAUAGUUGGAAGGAGGAGUUUUUAGCCAUGAAGGAAAGGGAGCCACCAGACUCAUGGGAAAUGGAGUUUUCUGAAGCUCCUGCGUCCUCUCAGUCCCCCACACAGAAGCCAUGGAAGGGGGCAGCAGGAUUGAUUCCUAAGACUGCAGACAUUGCGAAGAGGCCUACGGUUGACCCAAAGGAGAAAUGUCAAAGAAAGAGCAAGGAGGAGCAGGACUCUAAACCGAUGCCUGUCGCAGUGGAAGUCUUUGGCUCUCCAUCUCCGUUACCAAAAGACCCUGUUCAGCGCAAACAGCAGUUGGAGUCUCUGAUGGACCAGAUCUCAGGAUCUUUCAGCUUCAUGCAGGAGUCUCUUCUGGAUGGAGAAAUGUCACCCGUAAACAGUCAAACAAAGAGAUGCCGCCCAUCUCCAGCCUCCUCUACUCCUCUUGCACAGAGGAAAUUAAUGAAAAGCCCAUCAGAUAUUCUGCCUCAAUCCCAGCAGAGCACUCCAUUACGGAUUCUGCUGUCUGGAGAGGCUAAAGGCUGUCUGUCGAAUGGAGACCAUUCUAUAAAUGGCUCUGACCUUGAUCUACACCAUGAAGAGAAGCCACAUAAACCAGGUGAGGGCUUCACCUCUCCUCCACUGUAUCGCAGGGGAUCCUCCAUCUCGGUCCCAUUAGAAAACCAGAGCACUGUACAGGCAGGAAAGCAAAUGUUAUGCAAUGGAGUAUCAACUGUGUCUGCACAGACAUUUUCCACCCCACCUAGUCACAGAUCCAUCAGUGCAGAAAACUCCUUCCACAACAUUCACACUGUGUUUAAUGUGGCAUCUUUGCCCAUCAGUGAGAGCUCGGGGAUGAAGCCAGAUGAGAGUGGUUUCUCUGAGUCCAUGCAUCCGAGUUACACAUCGGCCAAAACCCCGAAUUACUCCACCGCCAGCACCCAGACACCUCCUGAGCUCAACCUACCUGAAGAUGACCUACCGAUUGAAGGCCAGUACCAGCUGGAGUGUCCAGUCAGCGGAGGUGGUCACGUGUUUUCUGGCCCUCAGCCACAGUCUCGUCUGGGUCAGUCGUGCUACCCCCGUGGUACAGCGAGAGGUAUGCGUGCAGGCAGGGGUUUGGGUCACUCAUACAGAUCACCUGGUGGCUACAGAGGUGGUUAUGAGGCAUACAGAGUGAAUAUGCGUUCUCCAGGAGGAGGCUUCAUAUCUCAGACCCACUCCACACACAGAGACCCUGGAUCUGCCCUUUAUUUGUCCAGAGAAAAUGGGUAUCUCCAGAGCUUCAAACGCGGUGGAGGCACAGCAACUCAAAGGAGCAAUGGCGGUUGGAGUGACUCCUCUCAGGUGAGCAGCCCGGACCGGGAGGGUGCGUAUCCCCUCGACUCGGGAUUCAGUGACACACUCUCCAUCCCGCCAAUGGAAGUGCCCAUCACGCCCCAGGGCCCGCACACUCUGAUGCCCGUACAUGUGUACCCGCUCACCCAACUCCGUGUGGCCUUCUCCGCCGCCCGCACGGCAAACUUCGCCCCCGGCACUCUGGAUCAGCCAAUCUCCUUCGACCUGCUGCACACCAACCUUGGCGAAAUGUUUGAUACGACCACCGGCCGUUUCACCUGUCCCGCUGCCGGUGCUUACGUCUUCAUCUUCCACAUCCUGAAGCUGGCCAUCAGCGUACCCCUGUACAUCAACCUCAUGCGCAAUGAAGAGGUGAUGGUGUCUGCUUAUGCCAAUGAUGGUGCUCCCGACCACGAGACCGGCAGCAAUCAUGCUGUCCUCCAGCUGUUCCAGGGCGACCAAGUGUGGCUGCGACUGCACCGUGGUGCCAUCUAUGGCAGUAGCUGGAAGUACAGCACCUUUUCUGGUUUCCUGCUGUACCAGGACUGAACAUCCAUCUCUAAAUAGGCACAAAAAGGGAGAAUGGGGCAUUUUGGAUGUUUUUUGAAAGUUACUCUGCACUUUAUUGCGCUUUCGGUUACGCAUGGUGCAAUUGCAUGUUAGAAAGAUCAUGUUCAAUAGUAUAAAGUCAGUGUUAAAGCUGAUGUAAGCUGUUUGCUGGUGAAAGUUUACAAAGGUUUUUCUGGGUUCUUUAUUAUUAUUAUUAUUAUUAUUAUUAUUAUCAUUAUCAGUACAUUUAAAAUAUUUUUUUUUUUCCAGUUUUGAGAGUAUUUACUGUGUACUUGGAUACUCAUAACCCAAAGUAGCUGCAUUUAGUUUGCACUAAAUUGAAGUCCUGUUGGUCAUCUGCUCAUUUUAGAUGAGAUGGAGAGGUUUUCCAGCCAUGCGGGAGUUUGCAAAAUGUAUUUUUUUUUUUUUUUUUUUGGUGUUUUUGUUUUGGGGAGGUCAUUGAAUACAUGCAUCGCUUUGCAAGAACGGAAGAUUUAUUUUCUGGUAAUACUUGACAUGUUGAGCACUUUAAAAAAGGGACUUGGUGGCCUUUUUGGGGUGUAUGUGUGUUAAUCUGUGAGUUUGUCUGUGAAAUAUACUGUGAGUGGUGAUCACUUGAACACUGACUCUUGCCGAGAAGGCGUUUAGGCCAAAAUUGCUUCCUCUUGUGCCUGAAAUAAAAAUGUGCAGUUAA
Sinocyclocheilus grahami is the source of this 3196-nucleotide messenger RNA. RefSeq names its product caprin-2-like. Gene Ontology annotation, molecular function: signaling receptor binding. Gene Ontology annotation, biological process: positive regulation of canonical Wnt signaling pathway. Gene Ontology annotation, cellular component: cytoplasm. NCBI's taxonomy places the organism in Eukaryota, Metazoa, Chordata, Actinopteri, Cypriniformes, Cyprinidae. The transcript is spliced from 20 exons. The record is from RefSeq and is a predicted model, not a curated record. Bases 1 to 2502 code for a protein of 833 amino acids.